AAAAUCUAUUCAUCUUGUCUGUCGACGCUACACGAGGGCCACGCCCUCUGGUAUCCGGAGCCCCACGCGUCAGGCGAGCCGCAGAUCGGCGACGUUGGCUUCAUACGCAAGGGGGCAUUCAUCCGACUCUUCAACCUUGAGGGCCUUGACCCUUCUGCACCUCAGAAGAAGAAGGUCGUAUUCUGGGACCCUACGUUCAAGACCGCUGAGCCACUACCCCCAGGUGUGCUCAAAAUCGACCCCAGGCGUCGUCCACUCGUUCCUGCUCACUAUCGCAGCCAUGGAGUCGAGAGCAGGCAAUCAAAUGCCUCAGCAGACAUAUCGGCUGGUGCGAAUGCAUCCGUGACACUGAGCGCAGAGUACACAUGCAAGGCGGCCCAAGGCGCGGUGCUUGCGCUGAAGAGCGAGGCAGACGCCGAAUCGAUCUUCGACAACUUGACCCUGAAAGAGUACAUUCUCCGCCACCAUGACGAAUGGUACGCAUAUGCCAGGGGAAUUCUCCGCCAAGAUGUCAAGCGAGAGGAUAUUAUCAUGAUUAUCGGCUGGGUCAAGACCGAGGCCGACUGGGCGGCCGCUGCCUUCAGCAACACUAGCACGAGUUCUAGCGUCUCGGUCGAAGGCCACGCUGCUGGUGUUACGGGGCUGAGCAUGGGCACGUCGCACACGACCUCUGUGACUGGUCCGAUGAUGCAACGACAGGGUGAGAACCACGUUGCGAAUGCUCCCAGUCCCGCUUCUGCAGUGCCGAAGAGGGAUCAAUCUGUCCUCGUGAAGCGGUACAUGGUGCGGAAGUGGCUUGGAGUCUUAAGGAGAAUUGUUGCAGGCGCGGGCCCUGAUCGGCUUCCUGAUCCAGGAGAUGAGAGGAAUGGCUCGACGGAGGAGGGAAUCCUGGCGGACGAGGUGGAGAAUACCAACAAGACGGAAAUUCUGGACCUCGAGAAUGAGGGCGAGAUUUAUGAUCCACUGGAUGUCCUUCUCGACUAUAUACUUGAGGUA
This is a messenger RNA of Phanerochaete carnosa HHB-10118-sp, 996 nucleotides long. RefSeq lists its product as uncharacterized. The record is from RefSeq and is a predicted model, not a curated record. The transcript has 3 exons. The annotation marks the transcript as partial. Lineage: Eukaryota; Fungi; Basidiomycota; Agaricomycetes; Polyporales; Phanerochaetaceae.